Dermacentor albipictus is the source of this 1120-nucleotide messenger RNA. RefSeq lists its product as uncharacterized. Gene Ontology annotation, molecular function: ubiquitin protein ligase binding; protein tag activity; polyubiquitin modification-dependent protein binding. NCBI's taxonomy places the organism in Eukaryota, Metazoa, Arthropoda, Arachnida, Ixodida, Ixodidae. Gene Ontology annotation, biological process: protein ubiquitination; ubiquitin-dependent protein catabolic process. The record is from RefSeq and is a predicted model, not a curated record. Gene Ontology annotation, cellular component: nucleus; cytoplasm; cytosol.
GUCGUCUCUCUCUAGCCAACGUAAUUGAAGUCUCUGUCGAAGGAAUCGCCUUCCUGGCACUUGUAGAUACAGGAGCCGCCGUAUCCGUACAAAACAAAACAGUUUUGUAUAAACAACGCUGUCUGUAUUGUUUUGGCAGGUGGCUGAAUCAUGGCUGAAUUGCCUGGUGGAAGUAAUGGAGACGACGACCUGUACGGAGAUCACGAAGCUGCGUCGAGGGAACCGCUACAGCUGACAGUGCGGUCGAUCAUGGACAAGGUGACCCACGUGGAGGCCUUCGCCAGCGACAGCAUCCUAGAUUUGAAGCUGCUUCUCCAGGAUAUACUGCUGGUACCAGUCGACCAGCAGCUGCUAGUCUAUCGGUACCAAGCGCUGGCUGACAGCGACACGCUCGAAGAGUGCGGUCUCAGAGACGGCUGCCAACUUAACCUCAUCCUACGCAUGCGCGGAGGCGAUCCCACACCCGUAGUUCUGGAUGAGGCGGAGCCCAUGAAGCUGUCCGUCUGGAUUCGACGAGGCAAAUGUGUGAUGGUGGACAGCCGCCUCGGGGCGACCAUCGGCAGCGUCAAGCAGGGCAUCGAGAAACUGACCGGACUGCGGGCGGCCCACCAGACGCUCACGUUUCGCGGCGAAGACAUGAGCGACGAGCACACGCUGGCGCACUACGAGCUGCGCGAUCGAUGCGCCGUGUUCCUUGCCGGCGGCGAAAACAGUGCCGCACCGGCGACAGCGGGGAGGGACCAGCCUCAGUCGGCUGAGACCGUGGCAGGGAUUGCUGUGCGAUUGUGGAACCUAUUCUUUUGAGGAUAGACUUGUUUUCCGCUCCGCGAAGGGUGCCUGCAUGGGCGAGAAGAAGCGCAAUGAGGCACCGCAGCCCUAGGCGUCUCAUAGUGUCGCUAUAGGACCAUGCGUCCUGCAUAGGAAGCUACAAGAUGACGAUAAUGAUUUAUUGGCACUCCCCUUUGAAAGGGGCUGGUGGCAAAUAUUCACAUAGCCUGCUUGAGCUAAUCAGGUAUGUUAUACAUGCUUUGCAGUCUGGAAUUUUGCACACAUCUCCUUAACCUUUGUACUAUUCUUUAAAAUAUAUGUAUCUACCUUGUGCUGCUGGCUAUGCCUGUAA